ACACAAACUAAAAUACAUACAUCUAGGUUUAAACAGCAAUCUCAAAACACAUCUAACGCUUUCAUUCUGAUAAUCUGUUGACGGAACGUCAAAACCCUAAACCUUCAUCGUCAAAUCGGCUGUUUGCCUUUUCUCGACGACAAUGGCUACUGUACCAGUUAAUCCGAAACCUUUCUUGAACAACUUGACUGGGAAGCCAGUGAUUGUGAAGCUCAAGUGGGGAAUGGAGUACAAAGGUUAUCUUGUCUCUGUUGAUUCUUACAUGAACUUGCAGUUGGCCAACUCUGAAGAAUACAUUGAUGGGCAGUUUACUGGUAACCUUGGAGAGAUUCUAAUCAGAUGUAAUAAUGUUCUGUAUUUACGAGGCGUUCCAGAGGAUGAAGAAAUAGAGGAAGCAGAUCGUGAUUAGCUAGCAAGCAGGUGGAUUGGAUCAUUAGAUGUAUUGUAUUUUAUUUUUAUUUCUUCUGUUUUUGUAUGGAAAUAUUUUGUGCUCCAUAUUCCCUACAACAUUUAAUCAGGUGUGGAUGUGGGUGGAUCCAUGAAUAUAUCAGACAAUGUUUCACAAAUCAUUAAAAAAUAUUGUUGCAUAAGGAAAUAUUUAAUACAAC
This is a messenger RNA of Lactuca saligna, 608 nucleotides long. The record is from the annotation of a GenBank genome assembly. NCBI's taxonomy places the organism in Eukaryota, Viridiplantae, Streptophyta, Magnoliopsida, Asterales, Asteraceae.